AUGUCGAAGAGAGAAGCAAGCCAAAUCGCCGCGGCGGCAGGCGUCGACAUCGACGCACCGCGCGCCAAGCGACGGAGGGAAGUACCUGCGAGCACAGAUAACUCGGGAGUGAAAGCAGAGCACGCUUCACCCGGUAGCAACGAUAUAUCCAAGCCCAAGACCGAGGGUGAAGAUGAUAAGGGCAUAAAGGAGGAUCCCGAGCUCGUUAAGGAGAAGGGACUCAAGUUGUGGCAGACCGUGAAGGAUGCGGUUAACAAGGAGGGCAGGCCACUAUCGCAUGAUUUCAUGCGCUUGCCAUCCAAACGACAGUAUGCGGAUUAUUACCAGCAGAUUAAGCGACCCAUUGCGCUCGACGACAUUAAAUCUCAGCUGGACAUUGGGGCAUAUCAGUCCUUUGAAGACGUCAGGCAAGAUCUCGAGACGUGCUUCCGCAACGCGAAGCGAUACAAUAUGAAAGAAAGUCAGAUCUGGAAGGAUGCCAAGUCCUUACAUAAACUCGUCACGAAGGAAUACAGUAAGAUGACUGGCACAGUAGAUGAGGGUGGAGAAGACGCCGACGAUCAUGCUGCUGGUUCCGACGAUGAAGGGACGAAGAAGAAGAAACCGCCAAACCUCACCCGGCUGCUGAAGACCCGGUUGCAAAAAGUCGCGGAGAAGACAGACGAGGAAGGUCGUGUGCUGUCGACUGAAUUCAUGGAUCUUCCCAAUCGUAAGCAAUGGUCCAUCUAUUACAAAACGAUUAAGCGGCCGCAGUGCCUCGAGAAUGUUUUCAAACAUCUCAAGCGUAAGGAAUACCACACUUCCCAAGAAUUCGCCAAUGAUGUCGAACUUGUCUUCUCCAAUGCUCUUGAGUUCAAUCAGGAACAUACUCCGAUAUGGGAGGAUGCUCUGACUCUACGGGACUACUUCCGACAGUUGAUGUCUGAUCUUCCCCCACCGCAUGCCAUACCUGCCUACUCACCCGCCGAAUCCUCUGGGAAGAUUAAGCUGAAGGUUCCUGCUGUGUCCUCAAGCCAACUGCCGGCGCAGCCGCCGACCGAUGCAGCACCGUCUUACUCUGUACAUUCGUCUGGCACUCUACGAAUACCUGCGCAGCAUGCCGCCGCCACUAACGGUGCUACGUCACAAUCGAACGCUGUGCCUGAACAAUCAAAAUCUCCCGUGGUUGUGCCAAAGCUUCAGCCGUCGGCUGUUUCCCAUCCAGCUCCACAAAAUGCAAUCACGCCCAUAAACACGGUCGUUCCAGCCCCCGUACCGGCCGUUGCACAGCUGAGAGGUUCGACAGCAACACCAAACACCAACAUGCAGUCUAACGGCUACCCUUACAACUCUGCGUAUACGCAUCACUACCCGAACACCUCCUACCAUCCCAAUGUCACGCCUAUUGCCCCGGCCGCAGUAUCGACAGCGGCGCCCGCUCCGAGCACCCAAGCAAUCCCAGCCUCAACGCCGGCACCAGCCGCUUCGACAUCCCAGAUGCAGACGCCACCGCCUCCAUCACGCCGACAUCCGCUGAAAUGCGCUACCCUUGUGACAAAGCCGCUUGACAGGCAUCUGGUACUCAAUCACAAGGAUGGCGUCAAAGUAUGGGCGAUGCGCCUCUCAGGGGAGACUGGCGUACGUGUCACCGGCUUGGUGCUUGUGUCACACGGAGAGGACGAGGAGAGUGGCGAGGAGGAGGAGAUGGAGCAGCAGGAGGAAGAGGAGGAAGAGGAGGAACAGCCUAAGCCCAAGCGUGGUCGGGGCCGGCCAAGGAAGAAAUCGAAGCCUGCAGAGCCUCUGAAGCCGGCGGACAUCCCCAAAGCCAAGAACAAGGGCAAAUCCGUAGCGAAUGCGGCGUUCACUCUAGAGCAGUUGGAACUGAAACUGAACGGCGUGCUUGUGACGCGAACACCGGAAUCUAACGAGGAUUGGGACAUCGAACUGCCUGUUGGAAUGAAUGUGGUCGAGCUGGGAGAAAAGGGAGGGGCACCGUGGAGAAUAUACCUGGACAGACUUAAUCUAUGA
This is a messenger RNA of Postia placenta MAD-698-R-SB12, 2007 nucleotides long. RefSeq lists its product as hypothetical. The record is from RefSeq and is a predicted model, not a curated record. Gene Ontology annotation, cellular component: RSC-type complex. Gene Ontology annotation, biological process: chromatin remodeling. Bases 1 to 2007 code for a protein of 668 amino acids. The transcript is spliced from 6 exons. Gene Ontology annotation, molecular function: protein binding. NCBI's taxonomy places the organism in Eukaryota, Fungi, Basidiomycota, Agaricomycetes, Polyporales, Adustoporiaceae.